AUGUCUUCUCAAGAGACUUCAUCGCUGCUUGCGUGGAUAAACAGCUACGAGGAUGUGCUGGAUGGGAAUUCUGUGACUGAGAUAACACAACUAUCCGAUGGACUUGUUCUUUCUAGGAUUCUCAACAAAGUUGACCCAGAAGCAUUCCCUGCGCCGCAGAAGAAGGAAACAGACAGCACGUUCACUACAAAAUUACAAUCACUCACUCGCUUACAAGCCAGCUUGACUUGUCUUCUCCCAAACCUCCCACCGCUCAACCUAAGUGUAAUUGCUUCAACUGCGGCUGAGAAUGAGGUUGUCCAGCUCGUGAAGCAUGCUCUCAUUGCCGCCGUUAAAGGCGCUGGUGGACCUUCUGUAGUUCAAGGCAUAGGUCAGCUCGGUGAGGAUGUCGGUGCGGGGCUGAUGCUUGCAAUCACCCCAGUCAUGACUAGACUCGAUGAGCCUACUGUCGACAAUUCGGACUAUUACGCACUUCUCUCCACCCACACCGCACUGACCCACGAUAAGAAGUCGAUCGAGACUGCGUACAAGCAACUGCUAGACGAUAUGCGUUCUUUGCGAGCAGAGCAUGACGAUACCAUCGCUGAGCUUGCUGGACUGCGCGAUGAAGCUGUGGAUCACCAACCGUCUCCGAUCUCAAGCCGCGCUGAAGAGUCCCUUCGCAAUGAGCUGGUCAGAGUCAAAGACGAGCUGCAGAGGUCGGAAGACUCCCUCGCUGAGUCUGAGGCGACUAGCGAGCGUCACACUUUGACUAUCAGAGAUCUGCAUAGAAAGAUGGACGAUCUCUCAGCGAAAGCUGCCGAGACAUCUACACUGCGUGACCAGCUGGAAGAGAACAAACACGCAGCGGCGCAAUUGCAGAAAACGGAAAAUGUCAUCGAAAAGUACAAACAGAAGCUGGAGGAGUCGGCCAGCCUCCGUAGACAGUUCAAAUCGCUCGAGGACCAGAACGCCAGACUUGUGGAUGUCAACGCGUCGCUCGAAGCCAACGCUAAGCAACUCAACGCGACAAAAAGCCUCGCUGAUAACUACAAGACCCAGUUUGUCGAUCUCGAGAAUAGACAUGCGCAGCGCAUGAAAGAACAUCAACAUCUGUCACAUGAGCUCACGCAAUUGAGAUUAUCGCACAGCGCUCUCGAGGAGGAGAAAUUGAGGGCGUCGGAGCAUGUCUAUCUGCUAGAAGAGAAGUUGAAGGAAAUGGAGGUGGAUAAAACACACGCUGAUACACACGAAAUACUAUCCAAACAGACUCAACAUUCUCAUGAAAAGAAUAGCGAUGACUUGGAGCUGGAGUUGAGCGACAAUUCGACAACAGAUCUCAAACUCCAAGUAAGAAGGCUGGUUAAGGAGUUGGAGUCGGUGAGGAGCGACAAAGGGACCGACCCUGAUAGGGCUCUUGUGCUCGAGAAUGUACUUGCAGAUACCCAGAAGAUGAAGGAGCGCUACGAGGCUGACUGGAUGAGCGAACUCACUGAGAAGCUUGAUCUGCAGAGAAAAAUGGACGAAAUCAGGAGGGGUAUGGAUGAAGGGUCGGGUGAUGGCCCUGAAGUCGUCACAGCACUGCGACAACGCUUGAACGAGUCGACGGAUCAACUCGACAGGAUUAAGAGUAGCUUCGCGGAGCUGCAAUCAGUGCAUAAUGGAGUUACUGAGGAGCUGACUCGAGCUAAAUCUGAUAUGACACUCGUUUCCAAGGACCAGAUAGACAUACUAAACUCGCUGAGGCAGAGUGUAGAUGAAGACAAGCUAGAGAUGGGCAAAGAGAACGACAGUCUGAAAGAGACAGUGAGGCGGAUGGAGCAGCACGAGAAGGAGACGCUCGAGAAGAUGAAUAGGAUGUUGAUGGAGAGGGUAGAUGAAGGUUCAUUAGGUGCACACAACCGCGGCAUGACCGAGAGCGACAAGGACUACAUGUCGUCGCUGAUGGGCGAUCUGCACAAACCUCACAGCAGAGAGACGGAGUUGAGCGAGCGGGUUAACAAAGCAGAGUCGCAAGUCCACGCACUCACUCUCGCCAUGGACGACAUGAAGAAGAGACACCUCAAACGUCGCCAAGAAAUGUUCCUGAACCACAGCAAAGUGGCGAGCAUGAUGGACGACGAACCCGCGAGCGACAGACCACCACAAAAGCACUCGUGGUUGGGUAUGCAGAGAGCGAAUCUCGAUGGUUCUCUCUCACCGUAA
Molecule: messenger RNA, 2184 nt
Organism: Wallemia ichthyophaga EXF-994
Lineage: Eukaryota; Fungi; Basidiomycota; Wallemiomycetes; Wallemiales; Wallemiaceae
Product: Protein Hook-like protein 3
Exons: 6
Coding region: 1-2184 (727 amino acids)
Biological process (GO): cytoplasmic microtubule organization; cytoskeleton-dependent intracellular transport
Cellular component (GO): centrosome; cytoplasm
Molecular function (GO): dynein light intermediate chain binding; microtubule binding
Source: RefSeq, a predicted model, not a curated record